Molecule: messenger RNA, 2561 nt
Organism: Stegastes partitus (bicolor damselfish)
Lineage: Eukaryota; Metazoa; Chordata; Actinopteri; Pomacentridae
Gene: spata7
Product: spermatogenesis associated 7
Exons: 12
Coding region: 181-1965 (594 amino acids)
Biological process (GO): microtubule cytoskeleton organization; photoreceptor cell maintenance
Cellular component (GO): photoreceptor distal connecting cilium; axoneme; rod photoreceptor outer segment
Source: RefSeq, a predicted model, not a curated record
CAACCAGCAUGGCGACGGAGAAGCGUUUCUUCGCCCCUCAUCUGCUUAAGCUAGUUUAGACUUUUACUUUGACGUUACUUGAUUGUUUUUAUUUCGUCAACAUGUUUACAGUUAAGUACACGGACGUUUCUGGAUGUAUCCGAGCUCUGUCGUCGCUGUCCCGGAAUAUUUCUGCGGAAAAUGGGAUACGCUGAGUGUAACGUUAUCAUGGAAUCGAGAAUAGGGAGUGUAUCUUCUGGACUGGGGUGCAGCCCCUCUGCAAGAGGACAGACUUUGAAAAGUAGCCCUUUCUGUCCUCGCUCCUCCAGCAAGUUGACACAAUCCAUCAUUAAGGAUCACAUGGUGUCUCAUUACAAAAAGGUUUACUCAGCGAAAGCUGCCAUUGAUGCCUCAGUACCGAAAAGCCUGCUAUAUAGUGUGAAGUACAAUGAUCAGAUCAGGCAGGAGCAGCUCAGGAAAGGUGGUCGUCCUCAUUCAGCUCACUCACUCUCACAGAGGACCAGCAGAACUUCCUGCUCCUCAGCCCAGAGUAGAUUAUCUGUGCAGUAUGAUGACAACCCCUACCUCCACUCAAGGAGCUCCAUGAUGUCCAGCCCAAGGUUCAGCACCAGCUUUAAUGCAAAGGAGAUAGUUUAUCCAUCGUGUAAGGUCAAUUCUCAUCACAUUCACCCAGCAUCAGAAAUUAAGUACCGGAGCCCAGAGGCAGCUGUGCAGAGGAAGCAGUCAACGUGUUCACUGGGAGCUUCAGGAGAUCAAAGUUGCUACAAGACAUUCCAGGACCCCGUUCAGAAGACAUACGGCGGAGAUUUGCUCCAGAAACAUUCACAGCACUUUACCAGAGACAAACCAUUCACUCCUAAGACUCUGAAAUCAGAUAAGAGUUCAUACCUGUCAAAAUAUCGCUACUACAGAGCACCACAAAGGAAACCUACUCAGGACUGCAGCAGCUCAAGACUGAUGCGACAGGAGACAUAUCAUGGAAGCACAAAAAACAAGGAACACAAAGGGGAAUUUGAUGAGCCAUCUCAGGAAUAUGUUACAGAGCAUGAGUGGUCUGAGGAUGAGUUCAAUGGCACAUAUUUAUCAUCAUCGAGACAACAGAGUCGAACAGCCAAGAGCAGAGAGCGUCAUUUCUUAGACUCCUCACCCAGGUUCUCGCCAGAGAGAGGAAAGUCUCCUAAUAUGAGGAAUAUAUCUGCAGAGGAAGAAGAAUUAAUGUACCUUGAAUUCAUUUCUGCUGUAACAGAAGAUAUCUUGUCCAGGGGGCACAUAUCUGACAGGGUCCUGGACCGGGUGAUAAAUCGGCAUAUUGACAUGAAUCUACAUAAGCUUGAUGAGGGUAAAAUGCGCCACCUUCUGGAAGUUUUGCGUAAAGAUUUUGAAGAACCAACCAACAUGUCCACCUCCAGUACAGAACUUGAAAAGAAGAACGAUCUGCUUGAUACACUUCUACCACAUCUGGAUUCAGAGGGGAAACAAGUAAAAACCAAAGAAAACAAUGACCUGUUUCCUUAUGCGUCACUGAUUGAAAACUUUGACUCGCCAGAAAAUGCUCGUCCCUUACUGAUGUCUACGCCCUUAAGUUCUCCUGAGGCAACAGCUUCACCAGCUGAAAUGAAGGCUGACGACAAGGAGCAUGCUGAGGAUGAUGAAAAGGGCCCUGGCUCUCCAUUGCUGAGUGAGCAUGUUACCGAUAACACAGGAAACAGUGAGGAGGACUUCCGGCACGUAGACACAACUGCAACCAACCGUGUCAGCAACGAAAACAAUGAAUACGCCACCACAGCCAGCGAUCAAGACCAAGCUGACAGCCAUUACGAUGGACAAUCUGAGGAGCUAGAGGAUCUGGGAAGACGUUUGUCAGAGUCGCUGCACGUGUCCAGCAAGACACACUGUGAAAAUGCAGAGAAUGCCAGUGAGCAACUUACAAAUACAGUUGCCUCUGUUAGUGAUGAUGAAUUCUAACUUUUGCUGUAUUCAGGGAUUGAAUGCCCACGGGUGUUUUAUUACCAGCCGAUUGUUGUUACAGAGAGAAAUUUACUAUUUGAAUUUUCUAAAAGUAUAGUUUUGUAAAAAUGAUUUAACACUGUUUUCUGUGUUUUAUAAGCAGCACUAAAGAGGUGUUGUAGUUGUUUUGAUUUUUUAAAAAGAUAUUUUUUACAGAAGCACAAUGAAAAUGUCACACAAUUAAAAGACUGGAAUGUCUUACGUUGUAAAAUUGGUACAUGUUUGAUUGAUGCUGCAACUGAAUUUCAGAGUAAUGCGCUAAAUUGUAUCUAAGUUAUUGCCCCAUGGUAUUAUAAUUUGCAGAUUUGCAAAGGAUAGAUGUGUGGAAUUAGUGGCAUCCUUUAGUUUGAGAGUGAAUUGCAAGUGACUCUUAAGUAUGAUGUAGCUGCAGUAAACAUGUUCAGACUGUAGAAAAAAAGAAAUCUGAGAUAACAAAAUGUAGCCUAAACUUGUUCAGCUGACAUCAGCCUCUGACACGUAGCUAAUAGGAGUUGACUGUCACCAGAAAGUGUCUUUCCAAUUGCAAUAAAUUUUCUAUUCUUCUGCUCUUUGUA